CAAACUAAAAGCAAGAAUGGUGUACUUCAAAACUUUAUGCACUUCCCUUGCUCUUUUGCUUCUCCUACUCACCACCUUUGCAGCGAUCUGUCCUUCAACGGCUGAUGGAGUCAAUGCACUUUCAGGAGAAAAUCAUGGUGGAAAAUCACAUCAAAUAUGGAAGAGAAAGGUGCGGAUGAACCAUGGAAGCUUUCGUGGCCCUCAUAAGCACCUUGUCAAUCCAACUCUCCAGCAUCCAUUUCAAGUCCCCAAGCUGCCUGUGUAGUUUCUUGAACGCAGCUGGUUUUCGUAGCAAUUUGUUUCUCAUGUAUAUCAACUUAUGUUAUUGACUUUCCAUGGAGAAAGCACAUUUUAAGUUCAUAAGCUUUGUAUGUGGGUCUUUUUUGUCUUUGUUCUUGAAAACGUGUUACCAGCAGUUUAUCUGCAAAUACAUAUUCCUCUCCUACAUUGCUGCACAAAAUUCAGUUUGUUGAUUUGCCAAUAUUCCCAGUUUCUCUGCAUUCACAGUAUUGCCAGAUCUUUCAUAACACUGACUAAAUCAAAGCUUGUCUGAUAU
Molecule: messenger RNA, 556 nt
Organism: Rubroshorea leprosula
Lineage: Eukaryota; Viridiplantae; Streptophyta; Magnoliopsida; Malvales; Dipterocarpaceae
Source: the annotation of a GenBank genome assembly